CGCCUGGGGAAGUUGUCGACACGGUGGUUUACACGCCAGUGACGGUAUGGAUGUUGUCGGCUGAACGCGCGGAUUGUUGAGCUUUACUACCAUGGCUUUGUCGGAACUUUACACGAAGUACAACAGAGUGUGGAUACCGGAUGCAGAGCAUGUCUGGAAAUCAGCAGAGAUCCUGAGCGACUUCAAACCUGGAGAUGAUACUUUACAACUGCAGCUUGAGGAUGGCACUGAGAUGCUUUACCCCCUGGACACAUCCAGUCCUCAGCUCCCUCACCUCCGCAACCCUGAUAUCCUGGUUGGGGAGAAUGACUUGACCGCUCUCAGCUACCUCCAUGAGCCGGCCGUACUGCACAACCUCAAAGUGCGCUUCGUGGAGUCCAAGAUCAUCUACACCUACUGCGGAAUCAUCCUGGUGGCUGUUAAUCCAUACAAGCAGCUUCACGUCUAUGGCGAUGCAGUCAUCCAUGCGUACUCUGGACAGAACAUGGGAGAUAUGGACCCUCACAUAUUCGCUGUGGCAGAGGAGGCUUACAAACUGAUGGCCAGGAACAAUAAGAACCAGUCUAUCAUAGUGAGUGGUGAGUCUGGAGCGGGAAAGACUGUGUCUGCUAGAUACGCCAUGAGGUACUUCGCUAUGGUCAGCAAGUCUGACAGCAACACGCAUGUGGAAGACAAAGUUCUGGCAUCCAACCCAAUAACUGAGGCUAUAGGAAAUGCCAAGACGACCAGGAACGACAACAGCAGUCGCUUUGGGAAGUACACAGAGAUCAGCUUCGACAGGAGAUAUCAGAUCAUCGGGGCCAACAUGAGGACGUAUCUCCUGGAGAAAUCUAGAGUGGUUUCCCAGUCAGAGAGUGAGAGAAACUACCACAUCUUCUACCAGAUGUGUGCCUGUGCAGAUCAGCCUGAGUUCAAGAGCCUGAGACUGUUGAGGGCAGAUGAGUUCCGGUACACCAAUAUGGGUGGGGAGACUGGUAUCGAGGGCGUGGACGACAGGAAGGACAUGGAGGAGACACGCAGGACCUUUUCUCUGUUGGGGUUAACGGAGGACUUCCAGGCUGAUGUGUUCAAGGUGCUGGCUGGGAUUCUACAUCUGGGAAAUGUAGAGAUCAGAAACGUUGGAUCGGACAAAUCAUCAGUUAGUUCCAGUGAUCCCCACAUGGCAGCCUUUUGCGACCUUCUCGGGGUCAGUCCUGACGGUGUUACCCGUUGGCUGUGCCACCGCCGCUUCGUCAUGGUAACAGAGACUGUGGUGAAGCCGGUAACCAGGAAGCGGGCGGUGAAUGCCAGAGAUGCCCUCGCCAAGCAGAUCUAUUCGCAUCUGUUUGACUGUGUCAUCCAUAAGAUCAACGCAGCCCUGCAGGUCCCAGGGAAACAGCACUCCUUCAUAGGAGUACUGGAUAUCUAUGGCUUUGAAACAUUUGACAUCAACAGUUUUGAACAGUUUUGCAUCAACUAUGCCAAUGAGAAACUGCAACAACAGUUCAACUUGCAUGUGUUUAAGCUGGAGCAGGAGGAGUACAUGAAGGAGGAUAUUCCUUGGACUCUGGUAGACUUCUAUGACAACCAGCCGGUCAUUGACCUGAUUGAAGCCAAGAUGGGCAUCCUGGACCUGCUGGAUGAAGAAUGCCUGUUCCCCCAGGGUACAGAUCAGAACUGGCUUCAGAAGCUGUAUAACUACUUGGCUGACAACCCUCUGUUUGAGAAGCCCAGGAUGUCUAACGAGGCCUUCAUCAUACAACACUUUGCUGACAAGGUAGAAUAUCAGUGCUGGGGCUUCCUGGAGAAGAACAGAGACACACUGUAUGAAGAGCUGGUAGACACCAUGAGAACCAGUAAGUUUCCUCUCCUGGCCAACUUCUUCCUGGAGGAGGAGCCAGGCGGCGUGGGCAGUAAAGGCAUUAAAGUGAGGCCCGCCCGGCCUGGGGUGAAACCAGCCAAUAAGAAUCACAGGACCACCGUGGGAGAGAAGUUCCGCAGUUCUCUGUACCUGCUGAUGGAGACUCUGAAUGCCACCACCCCUCACUACGUGCGCUGCAUCAAGCCCAACGAGGAAAAGAUACCAUUCGAGUAUGACUCCAAGCGGGUGGUUCAGCAGCUGAGGGCGUGUGGAGUCCUGGAGACCAUUCACAUCAGCGCUCAGAGCUACCCGUCCAGGUGGACGUACAUAGAGUUCUACAGUCGAUACAGUGUACUGAUGAGCCAACAGGAGCUGCGCCUCGACGACAAGAAACACACCUGCAGGACCGUAUUGCAGAGGCUGAUUCAGGACUCCAACCAGUACAAGUUUGGACGGACCAAGAUCUUCUUCCGAGCGGGUCAGGUGGCGUACCUGGAGAAGCUGCGAUUGGACCGUCUCCGAGGGGCGUGUGUGACCAUCCAGAAGCAUGUGAGGGGGUGGAGCCACAGGAGGAAGUUCCUCCGUAUGAGGGACGCGGCCAUCGUCCUCCAACAGUACGUCCGCGGACAGAGACAGAUACGUAAAUCAGUGACGGCUGCAGCGUUGAAGCAAGGCUGGGCUGCUGUGGUCAUUCAGAGGUACUGGAGAGGUUAUCUGACCAGACAGAUCUACAGGAUGGUCCGUUCCUCCUCUAUCACCAUCCAAGCCUUCACUAGAGGCUGGAUCGCCAGGAAACGCUACAAAAAGAUGGUGGAAGUGCAGAAAGCCCUAAUCUUACAGAAGUAUGCCCGGGCAUGGCUGGCGAGGAGACGCUUCCAGACCCUGCGGCGCCUCGUACACAACGUGCAGCUGUCCUACAGGUGCCAGCAGCUCAGGAAGAAGCUGGAGGAUCAGGGCAAAGAGAACCGCGGGCUGCUGGAGAGGCUGACAAGUCUGGCCGGUGUUCACGCCCAAGGUCUAGACAAGCUGCACAGUCUGGAGGCCCAGCUGGGGAAAUCGGCCACUGAGAAGGCUUCGCUAGAGGAGCGAGAGAAGAAGAGCAAGGAGGACGCCACCAAGACGAUCGCCCAGCUUCAACAGGAAAAAGACAGGUUCAUUGUGGAAAAGCAGGACUUAGAAAAGAAGCUUGCAGACUCAGCAACAGAGAUGAAAGACCGCUUUGAUCAAAUCAAGACAACUCUGAAAGAAGAUCUGGAACGGGAAGAAAGAUUGAGAAAGAUUGCAGAGAACAACCUUGAGCUGCAGAAGGAGGACCAUGAGAAGGAGGUGGAGGUUCUGAGGGAGGAGAACAGGAGGCUGAAGGAGGAGAGAGUCCGCCUGCAGAGACAGUUAGAGGAGGAGGCGCAGGUCAACACUGAACUACAGGACCAGGUCAUACAGCUCACCAAGCACGUCAAGGUUAUACCUGAGUUACGGAAGGAUCUUCAUAACCUCCAAACCCAGAGAGAUGAUCUGGACCGGAGAAUGAAGGAGCAGUCAGAACAAGCCAAAGCUAAGAUGAGUGUGAUUACAAGACAGCUUCUUGGUGGCAUGGUGGAAGAGGAGGUCAUUUCCAGGUUGACCUCCGACGGGCCAGACCAGAUAUAUGAAGUUGGGGAUCUGUUGACUGCUUUCGACGGGCUGCAGAAAGCUACCAGAGUUCUGGAGAACCGCCAGAGGGAACAGAAGGAAGGUUAUGACAGCCAGGUGGAGGGGCUGGCGUUCAAGGUGGAACACCUGCAGAAAGAAAACAGUCAGCUGCAGAAACUGUUCCGGGAGAAAACGUCCGUCAACGACGCCAUUGGUCAGGAGGUGGCCAGGCUCAACCAGGAAAACAUGGUCAUACCUGAGCUCAGGCAGCAGGUGUCAGAGCUACAAAGACAUAAACAGGAAGUGGAAGUCCAACUGGAGGAGCAGGCCAGAGAGAUGACCGAAAAAAUUGAGGAGAUUUCAAAAAAGCUUCAGAUGAAUGUUGAAGAGGAAGGCUCCCAACGCAGGCUGUUGAAACAGCAUGAGGAGGUGGAGAGGGAGAAGGAGGAGGUGGAGAGGAGGGUGGAGGAGCUGGAGGAGGUGAUCAGGAGACAGAAGAACACAGAGAGCGAGGCCAAGACCAGAUUCAGUCAGGAGGCAUCACGACUCACUGCAGAGAACAUGGACUUUGAAGAACAGCUCGACACGAAGGAUAGAUUGAUAAGGAAGCUACAAAAUCAAAUCAAGAGUCUUCAAACAUCCGAGAAAGCCAAUCAAACGCCAGCGCCCACUAUUCCCAAAGAAUACCUUGGAAUGUUGGAGUACAAGAGGGAGGAUGAACCCAAACUCAUUCAAUACAUCAUUCUGGACCUGAAACCCAGGGGGGUAGUGGUCAACAUGAUCCCCGGCAUGGCCGCUCAGCUUCUCUUCAUGUGUGUCCGCCACGCUGACUACCUCAACGACGGAGCCAAGCUCAAGUCUCUCAUGAACGGCAUCAUCAGCGGGGUCAAGAAGGUCAUCACGGAUCACCAAGCAGACUUUGAGUUGCUGUCGUUCUGGCUCUCCAACAUGUACCACAUGCUCAACUGCCUGAAACAGUACAGUGGGGAAGAGGAGUUUAUGAAACAGAACACUCCGCGUCAGAAUAAGAACUGCUUGCAGAACUUUGACUUGUCUGAACACAGGCAGAUCUUCAGUGACCUGGCCAUCCGUAUCUAUCACCAGUUUAUAUCUGUUAUGGAGAAGGCUCUUCUGCCCAUGAUCGUUCCUGGUAUGCUGGAGCAUGAGAGCCUCCAGGGUAUCUCUAGUAUGAAGCCUACCGGUUUCCGUAAGCGUUCCAACAGUAUCUACGAGGACCAGGAGGUCUACACCAUCUCCUCUCUCCUCCAGCAGCUCAGUCUUUACCACAGCACUAUGAGUCAGCACGGCAUGGAGGGGGUGCUGGUCAGACAGGCUGUGAAACAGAUCUUCUUCCUGGUGGGUGCGGCCACACUCAACAACAUCCUGCUACGCAAAGACAUGUGCUCCUGUAGGAAGGGCAUGCAGAUCAGGUGUAACAUCAGUUACCUGGAGGAGUGGCUGAAGGAGAAGGACCUAUUGCAGGGUACCAGUGCCAUGGAAACUCUGAAGCCUCUGUCUCAGGCUGCCUGGCUGCUGCAGGUCAACAAGACCACCGAUGACGACGCCAAGGAAAUCAUAGAACAAUGCUCUGAACUCAACACUGUACAGAUAGUCAAGAUUCUGAACUCUUACACGCCCAUUGAUGAUUUUGAGAAAAGGGUGGCACCGUCGUUUGUCCGCAAAGUUCAGGGGUUGCUCCAGGACCGUGAGGGAGGAUCUUCCCAGCUGAUGCUGGACACCCAGUAUCAUUUCCAGGUUACCUUCCCCUUCACCCCGUCCUCUCAGGCUCUGGAGCUACUCCAGCUACCGUCCAGCCUCAGACUGAGCUUCCUCACCAGGAUCUAACCCCUGACCUCUGACCUCUGGGGGGGAGACGGUAGCCUUGAGUUUAGAGAAGCGGUCCAGUAACCUAAAGGUUGCUGGUUUGAAUCCCAGGGAUGACGAGGAAAAGCUGGCAGGAGUGAGGUGCCAGUGUCUCGGGUGUCACCGACUGCCAUUGAGUCCAAACGGCCACCGACUGCAAUUGUAGCCAAACAGCCUUUUAAAAUGAUUUAGUGUUUUCAUUGACACUUGUAAUAGAGUUUGAUAUAAAUAUUACGCUGACGCCUGAUUUAAUGUGUGACGUAAAUGCAGAUGCUGUUGCAGAGCUAAAGCAUGGUAGUAUAGUGAGAAACCUUACUUCUCAGCUAGAUGAGAUGAGAAAUGCAGUUCUGCAGAAAACAGUUUUAAGUUCAAUAUCAAACUGCUGUUUUUUUUUAAUAUAGUAAAUUCAAAUGUGUCCACUCGAUAUUAUGGAGUAACAUGCACAGUACAUCAUAUAUGCUUUUUGUUUUGUUUUGAAUAUAUAUAUUUUUAAAUCAUACUGUAGAAGUAUCUUGUAUCUUAAAUAAUAUACUGAACAAAAAUAUAAAUGCAACAAUUUCAAAGAUUUUACUGAGUUACAGUUCAUAUAAGGAAAUCAGUCAAUUUAAUAAAUUCAUUAGGCCCUAAUCUAUGGAUUUCACAUGACUGGGCAUACAGAUAUGCACCUGUUUGUCACAAAAGAUAGGGGUUGUCGAUCAGAAAACCAGUCAGUAUCUGGUGUGACCACCAUUUGCCUCAUGCUGCGUGACACAUCU
Molecule: messenger RNA, 6087 nt
Organism: Coregonus clupeaformis (lake whitefish)
Lineage: Eukaryota; Metazoa; Chordata; Actinopteri; Salmoniformes; Salmonidae
Product: unconventional myosin-Vc
Exons: 40
Coding region: 92-5314 (1740 amino acids)
Biological process (GO): vesicle transport along actin filament; actin filament organization
Cellular component (GO): actin cytoskeleton; myosin complex; vesicle
Molecular function (GO): actin filament binding; microfilament motor activity; ATP binding
Source: RefSeq, a predicted model, not a curated record